Molecule: messenger RNA, 435 nt
Organism: Procambarus clarkii (red swamp crayfish)
Lineage: Eukaryota; Metazoa; Arthropoda; Malacostraca; Decapoda; Cambaridae
Source: RefSeq, a predicted model, not a curated record
AUGGCUGUCAUGUCCUUAGAAUGCAGCCCAGGUUAUAGCAGCCAGUCUAGAGUGGCAGAGAGUGUCCUUCCUUCUAAGAGAAGGAAGGAUUCUUCUAAGAGAAGGAAGGAUUCUUCUAAGAGAAGAAAGGAUUCUUCUAAGAGAAGGAAGGAUUCUUCAAAGAGAAGGAAGGAUUCUUCUAAGAGAAGGAAGGAUUCUUCUAAGAGAAGGAAGGAUUCUUCUAAGAGAAGGAAGGAUUCUUCUAAGAGAAGGAAGGAUUCUUCUAAGAGAAGGAAUUAUUCUUCUAAGAGAAGGAAGGAUUCUUCUAAGAGAAGGAAGGAUUCUUCUAAGAGAAGGAAGGAUUCUUCUAAGAGAAGGAAGGAUUCUUCUAAGAAAAGGAAGGAUUCUUCUAACAGAAGAAAGGACACUGAUCUCAGCCAUCACACCAGAGAAUAG